Messenger RNA from Antrostomus carolinensis (chuck-will's-widow), 1844 nucleotides. Its product is annotated as carnitine O-palmitoyltransferase 1, liver isoform. The annotation marks the transcript as partial. Gene Ontology annotation, molecular function: carnitine O-palmitoyltransferase activity. Gene Ontology annotation, cellular component: mitochondrion. The record is from RefSeq and is a predicted model, not a curated record. Lineage: Eukaryota; Metazoa; Chordata; Aves; Caprimulgiformes; Caprimulgidae. Gene Ontology annotation, biological process: fatty acid metabolic process; carnitine metabolic process. The transcript is spliced from 13 exons.
GUUAGUGAUUGGUGGGAAGAAUAUAUCUACCUUAGAGGACGUGGACCCAUUAUGGUUAAUAGUAACUAUUUUGCAAUGGACUUCCUUUAUUUAUCUCCCACAACCCUGCAGGCAGCUAGAGCUGGUAAUAUUAUCCAUGCCAUCCUGCUUUAUCGGAAAAAACUGGACAGACAAGAAAUCAAGCCAAUUCUUCUAAUGGGAUCUACUGUUCCACUCUGCUCAGCUCAGUGGGAACGGAUGUUUAACACCUCCCGUAUCCCAGGAGAGGAAUCAGAUACUCUCCAGCAUGUGAAAGACAGCAAACACAUUGUUGUGUAUCAUAAGGGCCGUUACUUCAAAGUGUGGCUGUACCAUGAUGGUAGACUGUUGAAACCCCGAGAAAUUGAACAGCAGAUGCAAAGAAUUCUUGAUGAUGAUUCAGAGCCUCAGGCUGGUGAAGAGAAACUAGCAGCUCUUACUGCAGGAGAUAGAGUACCAUGGGCUAAAGCUCGACAGACUUAUUUUAUCCGUGGAAAGAACAAACAGUCCUUGGAUGCUAUUGAAAAAGCAGCAUUUUUUGUGACGUUGGAUGACAUCGAGCAAGGAUACAGGGAAGAAGAUCCAGUGAGGUCACUGGAUGCAUAUGCAAAAUCCUUAAUACAUGGUAGAUGUUAUGACAGGUGGUUUGAUAAAACGUUCACUCUUAUAGUAUUCAAAAAUGGCAGAAUAGGUCUGAACGCAGAGCACUCUUGGGCAGAUGCUCCUAUUGUUGGACACCUGUGGGAGAAUGCAAUGGCAACUGAGUGUCUUGAACUGGGCUACUCAGAAGAUGGGCAUUGCAGAGGAGAUACCAAUCAAAACAUUCCUGUUCCUACCAAACUACAGUGGGAAAUUCCAGAAGAAUGUCAAGAAGUUAUUGAGAGGUCUCUGAGCACUGCCAUAGCUCUGGCAGAUGAUGUGGACUUCCAUUCAUUUUUCUUCGAUGCUUUUGGGAAGGGUCUAAUAAAGAAAGCAAAAACCAGCCCUGAUGCCUUCGUGCAACUUGCCCUGCAGCUUGCUCACUAUCGGGACAUGGGAAAAUUUUCUUUAACAUAUGAAGCCUCUAUGACACGCUUGUUCAGAGAAGGCAGGACCGAAACUGUUCGUUCAUGUACUGUUGAGUCAUGUAAUUUUGUUCGAAGCAUGGAAGAUCCAACUGAAAGUACUGAAAAUACACUUAAGUUCUUUCGGCUUGCUGCUGCCAAACAUCAGCACUUGUAUCGUCUCGCCAUGACGGGUGCUGGCAUUGACCGCCAUCUCUUCUGCCUUUAUGUCGUGUCCAAGUACCUUGCUGUAGAUUCUCCUUUCCUUAAGGAAGUUUUGUCAGAGCCUUGGAGGCUGUCAACGAGUCAGACACCACAGCAACACAUUGAUCUGAAGAAGAACCCUGAGAUGUUAUCCUGUGGUGGAGGAUUUGGACCAGUGGCUGAUGAUGGUUAUGGUGUUUCUUAUAUUAUCCUGGGUGAAAAUGCCAUCCAUUUCCAUGUCUCCAGCAAAAUAUCUUGCUCUGAGACGGAUUCUCAUCGUUUUGGAAAAAACAUCCAAAAAGCAAUGGUUGACAUCAUGGGUUUAUUUAACCUUAGUAAAAACUGUACCAAGUAAUUUGCCUUAUUGGUGCCAAGCAAUCUCCUGUUGUUGGGAUGAGAACUCUUCUGAACAGUGAACCAGAGCAAGGUUUGUCAAACAGAGAAGAAACUGAGUCAACAUCUUCUUGAUCACCUAUGAAAACUUUAGCAGUGUAUUGAAUGUUUCAUUUUUUUUUUUUUUUUUCAGUAGUUUGGAAGAGUUUAUUUCCACAGAGGAUGACUUUCAAAAUCUUGUAUGUU